Cercospora beticola is the source of this 1224-nucleotide messenger RNA. RefSeq lists its product as uncharacterized. Lineage: Eukaryota; Fungi; Ascomycota; Dothideomycetes; Mycosphaerellales; Mycosphaerellaceae. The record is from RefSeq and is a predicted model, not a curated record.
AUGUCGGCCGAAGUACUAGAUACCGGUACAGCCACCACCGAUCUCUCUGAAAGACUGGAGUAUGUGCCCACGCCGGAGCCGACACCACUGCGCGAUGAAGUCGCCGCGUUGAUCGAGCCAUGGCGCAAUGCCGAUACGAAGCCACCGUUCACAACGGGCGAACUCAUCGUGAUUGUCUUCGUGAUCAUGGGGAAGGAGCAGAUGUCUGAAACCGAGAUACACUCCAACAUUCUUCGAAGGUUCUCUUAUUAUUGCAAUCUGGCAAUUGACUCCUUGACGUACAUAGUCGAAAAGACGUGUGACGACGGACUGGACGAAGGAUUUGACUCGCCCAUCGAUGACUUCUACGAUGCGCUGCGCGAUUCUGAGCUGCCAGUACGUCGCAAAUACAUCGACUCGUUUCACUCAGGUUAUGAGGACGCCUCAACGUUGGUGAAGAUCUUCUUGCCAGCCGCCCGCAUAUAUUUGCGACAUCAAUUGGAGCCUGAGCGCCUGGGAACCUUUGACUUCAUGGGAUUGCCCGCAGAGUUGCGCGAGAAGGUCUACAAGAUGCUGCUUAUCUAUCCGAAGCGCGGGCUAUGUAUUUCAUCGUCAUUCCCGGAUGGAUUUGUAGGUCUCGUGCUCACACCGAGACAGCGAGAUUCGCCUCUUGCAGUGUGGGAAGCUUUCGAGAAACGCAAAUACGAGCUGGUAUGCCUACCGAAGAUGCGCGAGGUCCUCUCUAUUCUGCGGGUGUCCAAGCAGAUCUGCUCUGAAACGCUGCCAAUUUUCUACCGCAACAACCUCUUCCACUUUCCCUCUCUAGAAGAGCUUCAGAAAGCACUGGGUAUUGUGGGGCGGGAAGUAAGACAAAUGAUCGAUCACAUGCAGAUCGACCUUCACUGCCUCUGUGAACUUGAUCCAUCAUUUAGGAAAGCCCAUGGUUUUGUUAUCUUGUUUCCCGAUCUAGCUCCGAAGACGCUGGUGCUGCAGCGGCCAGCCACUGUCUUUCCUCAGAUGUGUCUAUACGAGGAUCCCGCUUCUGUCGAACGGCGGACCUCAUUCGAGAUGAAUCCAAGUCUCAUGGAGUUCGUUGCUCUUGCGCAGCGAGCUAAGAAGCUCGAGGUCAGAGGAAAUGUUAGAUUGAAGACUUGGCUGGAGAAGAAGUUGACCGAAUCGGGAAACGUGGUCACAAAUGACACAGGCAAGAUGGACUCGUCCAAGCAGGCUAUUUGCGAGCCUUAA